Molecule: messenger RNA, 900 nt
Organism: Cyphellophora attinorum
Lineage: Eukaryota; Fungi; Ascomycota; Eurotiomycetes; Chaetothyriales; Cyphellophoraceae
Exons: 2
Coding region: 1-900 (299 amino acids)
Source: RefSeq, a predicted model, not a curated record
AUGGCCAAGCCUACCGUUCUCAUCGUCUGUACCCUCGAUACGAAGGGCGAAGAGGCUCUCUAUCUGCGUGAACAGAUCCAUCGCAACGGCGGAGGCGCAACACUAAUUCUCGACGCGUCUCAUACUAGCCAGAACGUUCAACGCUACCGAGAGUGGUCUGACGAGAUCAUCGCACCCUGUCUGGAGCAUUCCCAGGAGCUAUCGACGCUACCGCGUGGCAAGUAUGUCGACAAGGCAAUCGAGUUGUGUCUCCCUCCGGUCAAGGACCUCGUCGAGAAAGGACAAAUCCAUGGCAUAGUCUCUGCGGCAGGCAGCACUGGCUCGUCACUGGCUUGUGCAAUCAUGCGACGAGCUUGUCCGAUCGGCUUCCCUAAACUCAUGGUGUCUACAAUGGCAUCGGGUGAUAUCAAGCCGUACAUCGAGGAAUCCGACAUCACGAUGAUGUACUCUGUCGUCGACAUUGCUGGCCUCAACUCGAUCUUGAAGAGAAUUCUGGGCAACGCUGCCGCAGCGAUCGCCGCUAUGACCAACGCCUAUGCACAGUCCCUCACAGCCACUUCGCCGGGCACCGAAUCGUCCAGACGGGUCGGUAUAAGCAUGUUCGGAGUGACUACCACAGCCGUUGAGCACAUCCGGAAGCUGUUGAGCUCACCACCACACCAAAUCGAAACAUAUGUCUUCCACGCGACAGGUGCAGGUGGUCGAGCCAUGGAGAGGCUCGUUGAUGAAGGCCAGCUUGAUGCUGUGAUUGACCUUACAACGACAGAAAUUGCAGACGAGCUGUUUGGUGGUGUCCUGACGGCCGGACCUGACAGACUUGAGGCGGCAGCGCGGAAGGGCGUACCAUAUGUGGUAUCUGUUGGAGGCAAGUCAGCCUUGAAUUAUCCGAGCAUAUACUGA